Molecule: messenger RNA, 1569 nt
Organism: Durusdinium trenchii
Lineage: Eukaryota; Dinophyceae; Suessiales; Symbiodiniaceae
Source: the annotation of a GenBank genome assembly
GUCGAGCGCAACGAGUUUUGCAGGGCCGUUCUCAAAGCGAGACAAGCCGAAGGGAGCCUCCCAAGAUGUGAGAUUUUGGAAGACGUGCGUGACUACAAGCCAACUUCUCAGGCAGCCCUGGGGGAACUUCGCAAACGAGAGAUGCAGGUGUACUGGGUGACCCUCAGUCUGAGCAACUGUGGCUUCCAAGCCUUGGCCUUGGUCGAGGUCUUCUCUGACAAUGUCAAGAUGUCCCUGGACUUGCCGCAGGUAUUUGACCGGAUCCGCCAGACAUUGCUGGGACGAGCAGGAGAUGAAUGCGCUAGCUGGAUCAUUCUGGGCACUCAAGUCUGCCUGCGCUCCUGGAAGCGACUACACGGAGUAGGGAACGCUCGAUUUGACAAGUUGCGAGCUGCUGCAGAAAAUGGUAGCAUUGUACCACCAGUAGAUCUACGUUACUUGAAGAAGGGUCAGCCCGUGCAAGAUCGCCAUGGCGAUUGUGCUCGAGGAAGAAUUGUAUCAUUCUUGGAAAGUGUUUACCAUGGGCAGGCAGAGACCCUUCCAGAUGUCCGUGACAACAUUGUGGACGUGGACAUGAAGGUGAUAGAUGUUCAGGUGGUUGCAGAUCCGUACGUUGACGCAUUGAAUGCAGCCAAUCCAGCUACAGAGCUUCCUUCCAAGAAGGAAGGCAGAAAACAGCAUCAGAGAUUGAAGAACAAAUCAGUCCAGGUGAACACGGAUCGUUCCCAACUUGAAGAGCGAUUUCUGCCACCUGGCACUAUGAUGGAUUAUUAUGAGCUGAUGAAAGCAGCCGAACCAGAUCUCCCUCCAGUAAGCUUCAGCAGCUUUUGGAGGACGUGGAAAUCGGAGUUCACAAACUUAAAGUUUAGAGCAGCUUCAUCACACGCGGUUUGCGCUAUAUGCCUCAAACACAAGAUGUGGAUACAAGAGAUGAGCGGGCACGCUCGUGCGCGUACCAAGCAACGCGAGUUGUACUCCAAGCAUUUGCAGAGCCAAUAUAUGGAUCGGGUCGAAUACUGGACCCUCAGAUCAUCGGCGCGUUUAAGGACCUCCCUCGUGGUGAUGAUGAUUGACAGCUGUGAUCAAGCAAAAUUUUGCUACCCCAGGGGCAUGGUCUACCAAUCGAAAGAGUUGGCGUCUUUGAUCCGACCGAGGGCCCACAUCACGGCCAUCCUGGUCCACGGGAGGGUGCCUCUGGGUUUGCCAAAUGCCAUUGCGCCUCGCAAUCCCAUCCCAGCGGACUACAAGGAUCACAUUCUCAAGUUCAUCCCUUCCUUGGAGCAGUACAAGCUUUACAGAGCAGCAGAGCAUUUGAAAUCUUGGGUGCUGGAUCAGCUUGUCUUGCAGCCGCUCCUUGAUGUUUCCGCGCUGACCCGUGGAAAGGACACCCGCAAGGACGCCCAAGCCUACGUUGCCAGGGCGAGAGAGUCGAUCACUUUGAAAGCAGCUGCAACAGCAUGGGCUCACGGAGUGCCUUGGGGUGAAGCCUUGGAUAUCGCCACGAGGACACUGGCAAAGGCUUCCCCCAAGCCAAAGGCGCUUCCAAAGCGGGGACCUAGGAGGAGAUGA